AUGACUCUCUUGAGACGACUGUUUAGACUAGCACCCAAGGCUGCCCCAGGUUCACUAGAACAGCAUGAAUAUGCUAAUUGGACGAAACAACGACUUGUAGAAAGAGUGCUUGAGCUAGAACACGAAAGAAAGAGGGGUUGCGAAGUGGAUACAGAUCAGGCAGAACAUGUGAGCAAGAAGCCUAAAACCAAGUCCACGAAGAGAUUAAAUAAUAAGAAAAAGCAGAGAGAGUUUGACUUUUCAAGGCAUGAUACGAGAUUUAUUGCACUCAAGUUCUCAUAUCUCGGAUGGAAUUACAACGGGCUAGCGGUGCAAAAGGAAGAGACCCCUCUCCCUACCGUUGAGGGGCUGAUACUGGAAGCCUUGUACAAUUGUAAGCUUAUACCCUCGUUGGUAACUCAGGAUUUCAAUUUCAGCAGGUGCGGCAGGACCGAUAGAGGUGUCAGCGCCAUGAAUCAAGUGAUCUCUCUCAAUGUCAGGUCUAAUUUGACGUAUGAAGAACAGAACGAUUGCAACAAUGAUGCCAGCGAAAUUCCAUACCUCAAAAUUUUGAAUCACGUUUUACCUGACGACAUCAAAAUCUCAGCGGUUUGCCUGAGACCCCCGGCUAAAUUCGAUGCAAGAUUUAGCUGCCAAUUUCGCCAUUACAAAUAUUUAUUUCAUGCGAAAGAUCUCGAUUUGGGCAGAAUGGCCGAAGCUGCUAAGCUUUUUGAGGGAGAACAUGAUUUUAGAAACUUUUGCAAACUCGACGGCUCAAAGCAAAUCACUAAUUUCAAGAGAAACAUCAGCAAUUCCAAGAUAAUGCAUAUGGAAGGGCAACUUUAUUGUUUCGAUCUCAUAGGUUCGGCUUUUUUAUGGCAUCAGGUGAGGUGCAUGAUGGCUAGCCUCUUCCUCGUUGGACAGAAGCUGGAGGAACCCUCUUUGAUUUCGGAUAUGCUAAACGUUGAGGUUUACGAGGCAAAACCCAUAUAUGACAUGGCCAGCGACUUACCACUGAUUCUCUACGACUGUGGAUUCCCAGACAUGGAAUGGCAAACUUCAGGACUAAUGGAAAGUAAAAGCUAUCAAACAACCCGUACUACGAAUUCGCUUGUAUUGAACUAUGAAAUAAAAUCUUGCAUAGCUAAGCAAUUUGGCGUCGCCCAGAGAUUAGUUCCAGGCCCUCACUCUGAUAGGGUCUGUAUUAAUGUUGGAGAUGGAAAGGGAAAGCUGGUUAAGAAUUAUCAGAAGAUGCAAAACAGAGACCGAAUGGAUUCGGCGGAGUCAGUUAAUCAAAAAUUUCGGGAGAAAAGAUCCCAGAGGAACAAGAACUAA
Messenger RNA from Lachancea mirantina, 1314 nucleotides. The record is from the annotation of a GenBank genome assembly. NCBI's taxonomy places the organism in Eukaryota, Fungi, Ascomycota, Saccharomycetes, Saccharomycetales, Saccharomycetaceae.